Molecule: messenger RNA, 387 nt
Organism: Nannospalax galili (Upper Galilee mountains blind mole rat)
Lineage: Eukaryota; Metazoa; Chordata; Mammalia; Rodentia; Spalacidae
Product: zinc finger protein 566-like
Exons: 2
Coding region: 1-387 (128 amino acids)
Biological process (GO): regulation of DNA-templated transcription
Source: RefSeq, a predicted model, not a curated record
AUGACAUUCAGGGAUGUGACUGUUAACUUCUCUGAGGAGGAGUGGCAAUGCCUGAACUCUGCUCAGAGGGCCUUGUACAUUGAUGUGAUGUUGGAUAAUUACAGUAACCUUGUCUCAGUGGUGGUCCAACAAAGCAUCCAUAGUGAAGAGAAGCAACAUAAAAGUAAGAAAUGUGGAAAAUUCUCAAACCCUGAUGAAUAUCAGAAAACUCAUACUGGAGAGAAACCCUAUGAAUUAAAAGAAUGUGACGAUUCCAUUCAUCAUAUCUCAAUACUUAAAAGCCUUUACAAAAACAUUUAUGGAGAGAAACUUCACAAGUGCAAAGAGUGUGGAAACUCCUUCUAUCAUUUGUCCUACUUUCGAUGCCAUUACAGAAUCCACAUUUGA